Messenger RNA from Hymenoscyphus albidus, 2062 nucleotides. The record is from the annotation of a GenBank genome assembly. Lineage: Eukaryota; Fungi; Ascomycota; Leotiomycetes; Helotiales; Helotiaceae.
AUGCCAUCUCACCAUCGUUCCGGAAAACGGCUCGCGUCAUCGCUAUCACGACAGGUAUUCAUCACGUGUCUAUUUCUCCUUUUCACCUGCACUUGCAACUCGAGUGGAGAACUAGAGGAAGAUGUUGGACGCGGUUGGGAUGGAGUGCGGGAGGGAACUGUGCCAGCUGUGGUAUAUUGUUUGAAUGAAGCACUGAGACCGCUGGUUGAGGCGACGAAAAUGUGUGCGUUGGGAGGGGAUGUUGAUUUAAUUGCCCUUGAUGGCUAUGAACAAGGGGUGAAGUUCAUGGCUAUUGAUAGUUGGUCGUCGGCAUGGAGCCAUCGACCAGUUUGUCUUGAUGAUGGAGGAGAGAUCGUGAACGAGGAGGUCGGACUUGAGGGGGAGGGGGAGGAGAGGCUUUGUGUUUACACCAAAGCGGGGUUCAAUCGCGGACGAGGGGUAUCGAUUGUUACCACCCCCUCCGUCGCCCAGAAAUUCUCUUCGUUACCUGCCUGCCGUGCUCCGAUGGCCGAAAAGGGCAAGGGAGAGAAUGGCGACGUGGAAGAUUCUGCGAUUUGGUACACGAAAAGUUUGCCUGGCAAGGGUAUAGGUAUGUUAGCGAAGAAAAAUCUUGAACGGGGCGAUUUGAUUCUGGAGUCGAAUCCUGUUUUGAUCGUUAACUCUGCAAAGACGUUGGGGAGGAAGGCUGGGGAGGAGAUACUUGGGCGAGCGGUUGAGCAGCUGGGGGUUGAGACUAGGAAUGCGUAUUUGAGGCUUUCGAGAGGACUGGGGGAUGAGAAUGUGAAAAUGCAGGAUAUUCUGAAGUGGGUUAUCUCCUCGGAUAUUGUGUGGAAUUGUUGUCGUGUUGGUGUAGUGUUGUGGUUUAGGAUGUUGUUCUGAGACUGGCUUGAUAGCCAAGAACAUAUGCUGAUUCGUCUGUCUGGUUUGGUAGAUCAAAUACGUUUGAGGUUCGAGUUGGCUGGUUGAUGCAUCUCGCUAUUUUCUUGGAGCCAGCGAGGUUGAAUCAUGAUUGUGCACCGAAGUAAGACCUCAUUUGGAGAUAGUGGAUUCUGGCUGACUUUAGAAGUGCGCAAUAUUAUGUCGAUUCGGAGACUUUGACACUUUAUGUCCAGGCUGUAAGACCUAUUGCUGAAGAUGAGGAGAUUACCAUUUCUUGUAAGUCUUCAGUUGUUGUAUAGGGGUUGUUCUGGGUUCGAGCCUGAAUCGUUGAUUAUUUGACUCGAAUAUCUCCUCCUAUUGUUAAGGUUGCCGAGCUGUUAUAAACCCCUAUUCCCCACGGUCUCUCUUCAUCGCCUUCGAUCUUCUUCUUACCAUUUACAGACACAAGCCCGUUCCAAAAAGCAGCAGCCAGACAAGAACACCUCCACCAAGCAUUCCACUUCACCUGCAGCUGUAAUCUCUGCACGACAAGCCAAGAAUCAGACAAAUCUCUCACAGAGAUCAACGAGAUCCAAGAACGUCUCGGAGACUGGGAUUCUGACACGCCCGUCCAGCCCGAUGAAGCGCAACGUCUGAUUGAACUUUAUCAAAAGUUGAACCUGCAUGCCUUCCUAGACAUGCCAUUUGGAUUCGCUUCUUUGAUGUAUAACUCUUUUGGGAAGGAGAAGAAAGCAGUUAGAUACGCUCGUAUGGCUGCUGAAGCGGCGGAGAAGAGGUAUGGACCCUCCGCGGCGGAUUUUGGGAUGUGGCAGAGAAUCAUUGGGUUUCCUAAAGGGCAUUGGAGUUGGAGGUACCGGGUGGAUCGGUGAUUGUAAGAGGAUACGAUGCCAUUUCAUGUAUGAUCACGGUAUUCGAAACGAUAUCUGACUGCAAUCAAAAUAAGCUGUCCGCCCACGAAGGAGUAGGACUUGGGGUAGAAGGGUAUCGUUCAUGGUAGCAUGGCAGGCAAGUCCAAGGCACAGUAAACCAUAUCCUGGGCACACACAGAAUAUGUUAUUUGGCCAAGUUUAGCACAGCUAAAUUAGAACAGAAGACUUGCAAGAAGACUGUAAUUAAGAGAGAUGUGUCAAGCUCAACCUUUUGUGUGAUUGAAUUUGAUUCACUGGGUUGUUCUACGUCUCUG